This is a messenger RNA of Pristis pectinata (smalltooth sawfish), 868 nucleotides long. Its product is annotated as mid1-interacting protein 1-B-like. Gene Ontology annotation, cellular component: cytosol. The coding region runs from base 69 to 482 and encodes 137 amino acids. NCBI's taxonomy places the organism in Eukaryota, Metazoa, Chordata, Chondrichthyes, Rhinopristiformes, Pristidae. The transcript has a single exon. Gene Ontology annotation, biological process: regulation of lipid biosynthetic process. The record is from RefSeq and is a predicted model, not a curated record.
AAAUAAUGAGUUACCUUACAGGUCUGCAGUUGUACAUCAAACUGCCUCGCCACAGAACAGCAUAAACCAUGCAGUUCCUAGUUGCUCAACAGCAAAAGAAUUUCCUAGUUACUGCUUUGAGCAAAUAUUCUUCUGCGGUGAACAAUAUGGAACAAACAAUCAUGCUUCCCAGCCUCCUUCAAGACAUUCCUAUGGAGGACCACGAUGAAUCUAAGGAUGCUGCAGACAGUUCACAUAACAUGUAUGAAUGUUAUAUCCUGCUGAAAUCCAUCAAAAACACUGUGGAAAGUACCAUACUACCCUUUGAAGAUUUGAAACUGAAAAUCAAUGCUGGCUGUGACUUGGAAAAUGAAGAUGAAGCAAAUUUAGAGAAACGUCUCUAUAUCCACGUGAAGGGACUCUGUACAGUGUUGAAUACGUUGACCAACAAAGCCAACACACUGACAAGUAGAUACAAGGACAGGAUUGGACUUUCUUUAUAGCCUUGUUGCAUGACAAAAUAAUCAUUCAAUUGACAAUGAAAAACCUGUAAUAAAGAGCUCUGGAGAAAGAAGGUAACUUGUACAGCUUAGCUGAAAAAAAAACAUGUUUGAAAGCAAAGAUAUGAAUCAUUCUGCAGAAUGCAUUUGGCUGUUAAGAAAUGUAUGCCUUCAGUGAAACACAACUUAUUGCAAAAAAUGUUGUGCUGCGUGGAUUGUGAAUUCUUAACUCUGCAAAUGAAGUAUUUCUUCUGCUGGAGACAUUUUGGAACUGUAUUAAUAUCAGUAUGUACUUUCCAACUGUUACAUACAUGAAAAGUUUUCCUAAGUACUCAAUCAUAAAUGUGAACUACCUCCAUCAUUUCUCAUUUAUGAACUAAAUAAAUAAA